AUGAUUUCUAUCUUCUCCGAUACUUGCUCGAUCUUCAUGUAUAUUGCUACUAAUGGUAGUGACUCGGCCAACCUUAUACGAUCCGCGAGAUCAGGGUCUAAAUGGACACAACACGACCUCACCGCCUAUCGGAUCAAUGUCGUUCCCACAACUCUUCAAAACUUUUUUGGAAUACCUGCAUUCCCCGCCUUGCCAGUCACGUAUUCUCAGGCAAUCCUUUUGAACCUCAACCACCCACCCCCUGGCCCCAUUCCUUUAAGUGAACAGGAAGAAGACUUCUUUAUGCAUAUGUCAAACGUAGAAGAUCCUAGGUCGACUGAGUCUUCUGUCGACGCCUUUUUCCUCUGGCUCUACAGUUCCGGUGGACCCGUGCAGUAUAGCGGUAAUGGCCGCGGUGCGUCUCAAAAGCGUGAGUUCCGCUUCUGGAUGUCCGGCGAAAAGGUAUUCGCGAAGAACGAUAUAUAUUUGUGGCGUCAGUUGGGCUACCGCCGUUAUGUGCUUGUACAAGAGAACAAGGAACUCGGCUCACAAGCUGACCCAGAACCUCAACUCAUCGCCGAGGCAAUUGCCGCCUUUUCAGAAAACAACGAGGCACUAGUUCGAUCAGGCGCAAAUCCCCUCCCCUUCUGCGACAUCCCUGGCAUCACCGUGGUCGGAACCGCGCCGACCUUCUAUCUCAUUCGCGUUACCACAAACCUUAUCAAGGCCCUCGAACGAGCCAGAUUACCUGCCCAAGCAACAAUUGUCAAGAAGUACACACCACCUGUGCCAAACCCACAAGCAUACUUAACCGACGGCAUGCGCCCCCUUGCCAACAGAUACCUCAUCUUCCAGUGCCUCGAAGCUUUAAGAGCACUCAUCCCUAAAAUCAACCUGUGUAUUUCAUUCUUUUUCAAAGCCUUAAGAAUUUUCUACAUAGCAGAAUUCAUUGGCGCUUCUGGCCUCUUGUGCAACUACAUCCCACAACCUCCACUUUGGUCAACUAUCUCGAGCUCACACUUCCUUUAUACUAUGUUGAGCACGCAUACCCGUCACCUCAACAACUCGGAGCAUAGAACCAUGAUCAAGAGCGACGCAGUCUUCAUCUUCAACAUUGAGGAGAGCAAGAUUAAGCAUUGGACUAGUAUUUAUAAGAACAACGCUUCCAAACAGUUCGCGCCUACCGCUCAUAGAAAGGAGGGAUUCAGCGAAGUACACUUGCCAAAUUUUGGCACUAGCUCUGCCCCUACUACUGCUUCUGUUACCCCGGCUACCUUCGCGCCUCUCUGUUCAUCGGAGGUCGCAGCACUCAUCUCCUCUCCUCCCGAUGUCAAGCUCCUUUCGUUCCUCGCCCGCGGAAUCCAUGAGCAGAAGCACGACGACGGCGUCGUCAAAGAGUUGGUCGAGCUUCUGGACAACGGCUGUGGCUUAUGCGAGCGACGCAGCGCCUCUAAUUCAAACAGGGGUUGCCACACGGAAUCGGAGAACGAGAGGCGCGAGGGAGGCACCGACAAAAGUGAUAGUGCGUGGAAUUUGACGGACGUGCGGACUGGGGAAAGGGGAACAGUCCGUCGACAUUCGCGCGAGGUGGUAUCCGAGAAUUCCAGCGCCGGGGAGAAGGUACUUCGUUACCAAUGUCUCCUUGAGGUUGAGGCUAGCUCAGAUCCUCCAUGGCAUGAGCUUGUGGUCCAGGCGGUCGCUUGA
Molecule: messenger RNA, 1683 nt
Organism: Laccaria bicolor S238N-H82
Lineage: Eukaryota; Fungi; Basidiomycota; Agaricomycetes; Agaricales; Hydnangiaceae
Exons: 9
Coding region: 1-1683 (560 amino acids)
Source: RefSeq, a predicted model, not a curated record